This is a messenger RNA of Trichoderma aggressivum f. europaeum, 1170 nucleotides long. RefSeq lists its product as uncharacterized. The record is from RefSeq and is a predicted model, not a curated record. Lineage: Eukaryota; Fungi; Ascomycota; Sordariomycetes; Hypocreales; Hypocreaceae. The transcript has 2 exons. The coding region runs from base 1 to 1170 and encodes 389 amino acids.
AUGAUGAACAAGGCAACAGGUGUUUAUGCCGCUCUCGCGGCUCUGUUGGCCGCUGCCGAUGCUCGCAACUUGAACAAGCUUCCUAGAGCAACUCCCGCUUCCGAUUAUGCCUUUGAUGGCUUCUCCCCCAAGCCGACUGAGCCCAUCAAUUUCCCCUUCCAUCAGGCUCUUCAGCGCCGAGCUGGCUCAUCAACAUCCAGCCCCGAGGUUGUCUAUAUUGCCCCCGAUGCCACUUGUGGUUACAUCUCUGGCCUUGCUGGCGCGGGAUAUACUUGUGGCGUUUCGGCAACCUGUGUUUUCUUCACAUCAUCGGCUGCUGGUCCGGGACAUGUCGCCUGCUGUAACUCGCAGGACUGCAAUGCCAGAAACGUCUGCAUCGACUACGAGGGCUACUUUAGCCAAAGCAAAUGUAACGAUGGCUGCAAGGUCGAUACCUUCACUCUCAAGUGUACCAACUCGGCGCUGCCCUACUGCAACACAAUUUCCUUCCCUGGAGAUAUCAUGGACGUCUUUUGCAACGGUGCUGAGAUUACAGAGGUGCAGGCUGCUCUGACCACAUAUCGUGGCGAGUCUUCUAGGAGGUUCUCACCUCUUACAUUGACGAGCGAUUCUCCUCAAAGCACCAUCGCCAAUGAUUUUACUUCUUCCACUCAGUCGCCUCCUUCUACCACAUCAGAUACUACCCCAGAAACGACAACUCCUGCUCCUUCUGGCGGCGGCGGCGGCUCCAACACUGGCGCCAUCGUUGGAGGUGUCGUUGGAGGCGUUGGCGGUCUUGCUUUGAUUGGCCUCGCUGCCUUCUUCUUCCUCCGCCGCAAGAAGACCCAUUCGGCCGUCCCGCAGGAGCAAACGCCACAAGUUCCUCCCGUCCAUCAGGCUCCUCCUGGCAUGCAGCAGACACCCCAGGGCCCAUACGAUCCCAAGUUCGCCGCGGUUACAGCACAAUACCCGCAGUACCAGCAGGAAUACUACCAGACUACUCCUGAAGGCCACACCAUCUCUCCCGUCGAUCCUCGAUACAGCACCAUCUCGUCAAGUACCAGCCCGGCCCCAUCUGGCGGCUACGUCGCUCCUGGACCCGGACCCUACCAGCCACAGGAGAAUGUUAUCCACGAGGCUCCGGCACAGGGUUCCGAAAACCAUCGUGGCGAAAUGCAUGAGCUUGCUUAG